Molecule: messenger RNA, 1793 nt
Organism: Salvia miltiorrhiza (redroot sage)
Lineage: Eukaryota; Viridiplantae; Streptophyta; Magnoliopsida; Lamiales; Lamiaceae
Exons: 2
Coding region: 1250-1681 (143 amino acids)
Source: RefSeq, a predicted model, not a curated record
UCUUUUUCUCUCUCUCUCUCAAAUUGUAAACAAACACAGAUGGAGAUAGCCGUCGUGCUUCCCCCUUCCCGCGGCGAAAUCUCUCUCUCUGAAAUUUCGCUGCUGCGGUUCUUCAGUGGCGUCAGUCGCUGCUUCUGAAUCCGACGAGGCCCAUUUGAUGGCCAUAUCGCAAAACCCCAUUUCAAAAUUUUGAAAACCCUAAAAUAUGGAAAGUUGUUGCCUCGUCAGUGACGAAGGGCUGAAGGCAGUGGAGGAGCUCGCUUUGGUGUCGUGUGAUGGGUUAGAGGGGGUAAGGUUGAGGGGCUGUGGCAGAUCGAGCGACGAGGCGGUGAUUGUGAUGGUGAGGAGUUGCAGGAAUUUGAGCGGUGAAAAUUAAGGCGGUGAGGCAGACAUGGAUGAGAGGUUGUGCGUCCAGGGGUGGCGGUGGUGGUGGCCAAUUCAACACACACACACAUACACACAGAGACAAUGAGGGCGGUGGAAAUCGAGGCGGCGACGGUGGCCUAUUUUGUUGCUGUUUGCAAAUGGAGAUUGGGGGCCGUUGUUUGUAGAUGGAGAUUGACAAACAUGGCUUUUGUACCUCAAUUCCACAUGAUUUGUUGUCAUUUCUCUUCGUAUUUUGCUUGUCAAUGCGUGUUUGUACCCUAGUGUUGAGAUUUAUGACGAUUUGAUGUUUGGUUAUAGAUUUUGUGUGAUUUUAGGGAAAAUCAAAGAUAAAUUUGAUAAUUGUGAAAAUAUGAGGUUGAAGUACAUCUCGAGAGGAAUCCAUAAGCGCAAACGGGGACCAAAUCAGAGUUCGAACGAGGGAGAACGGAGCCGAACAAGCGGACUGCGCACAGAGCCCAGGACCCCGCGGUUCCGGUCUGUGGGAAUGACCGCGGGACUCUACUCCAAAAUCUUCCAAAACGCACCCGCGGGCACGACCUCGGUCCCCUUCAAUAGCUUCUCCACGGUCUUACGCCACGGUCACAGCGAAGGCAGAAUUGUGUGUUCUUGUGGGCCCAAACGGGAUUUUUGAACCCCAACACCAUACACCUAGGGAUGUCAAAGCAGCCUGAAACCCGUGGGCCGAUCCGAAUAACCCGACAAAAUUAGAGGGUUAGGGCUGAAAAAUCCCAACCCGAUUACAAAUCGGGCUUAUCGGGCUAGCCCGUUCGGGCUGGCGGGUUGAAGCGAGCCAGCCCGUUGGGCUGCUGAAUUUUAAAAAAAAAUUGAAAAAAAUAGGAAUUUGAAAUAAAAUUUUAGGGUUAUGCUUUUGAGUUAUGCGGCUUAUGCCUGCGCCUCCUCCAUUCUUCUUCCUCCCUUCUUUUCCCAAUUUCAAUUCACCUCGCCGCGCCGUCCGCUGCAGCCGCUGUUUGCCACUGACCCGGAAACACCAGGUCAACCACUGUUGCACGCCGGCACCACCACGACACGACGCCUCCACUCGCGUCAGCCGCCGCCUAGAACUACCAGCUCGAGUCGCCGCCUCAGCCGCCACCACCUCCGGCCUCGGGCUCACUUCACCCCUGCAUUUGGCCGCCUCAGCUAUCACCACCAGGUCCACCACCACCGCCUCUGCCUAAAGCUUAAGAUGGUGAAGAUGAUGAGCAAGAAGACAUGGAUCAAGUUGAAGCACCAAAUAUUAUCAAUGUUGAAGAAGAGUGUUACUCAAAUGUUUAGACUUUAUAUUUAUUUUUGAGAUGCUUUGUUUCUUUAAUUUCAAACUAUUGUUGAAUAUUUUAUUUUUAUUUUUUUAACAAGUUGAGCAUUUUAUUGUUAUUAACUUAUUAUAUGUUAUGUGAUUUUGAAUA